Messenger RNA from Hordeum vulgare subsp. vulgare (domesticated barley), 1394 nucleotides. RefSeq names its product DEAD-box ATP-dependent RNA helicase 24. Gene Ontology annotation, molecular function: RNA helicase activity; ATP binding; RNA binding. The record is from RefSeq and is a predicted model, not a curated record. The coding region runs from base 92 to 1300 and encodes 402 amino acids. The transcript has 2 exons. Lineage: Eukaryota; Viridiplantae; Streptophyta; Magnoliopsida; Poales; Poaceae.
GGUUUGAGGGAGUUUUCGUCGCUCUGAAUGGUCGGGUUCAAUUCAGAGUUAAAGAUCCAAUCCCCUGGCACCCGAUGUCUGCGUAUUUGGGAUGAGUGUGGAAGAGGUGGCUGAUUAUAUGAAAAGUUUGGCAAUCCGGGUUUCAGGCUUUGAUGUGCCCAGGCCAGUUAAAAACUUUGAGGAUUGUGGGUUUCCUGUUCCAUUAAUGAAUGCCAUUGCCAAGCAGGGUUAUGAAAAGCCGACAACAAUUCAGUGCCAGGCUUUACCUAUUGUCCUUUCAGGUAGAGAUAUCAUUGGUAUUGCGAAAACUGGUUCAGGCAAGACUGCAGCAUUUGUGCUCCCUAUGAUUGUUCACAUUAUGGAUCAGCCUGAACUUCAGAAGGAAGAAGGUCCAAUAGGAGUCAUAUGUGCUCCAACAAGAGAAUUGGCACAUCAGAUAUAUCUCGAAGCUAAGAAGUUUGCAAAGCCUUACAACCUUCAAGUUGCUGCUGUUUAUGGUGGUGUUUCCAAGUUUGAACAGUUUAAAGAACUGAAAUCAGGCUGUGAAAUAGUCGUUGCUACCCCAGGGAGACUGAUAGACUUGCUUAAGAUGAAGGCACUGAGGAUGUUUAGGGCGACUUAUUCGGUUCUUGAUGAAGCUGAUCGCAUGUUUGAUCUUGGGUUCGAGCCUCAGAUACGAUCCAUUGUUGGUCAAAUUAGACCAGACCGACAAACCUUGCUUUUUUCUGCAACAAUGCCAUACAAAGUGGAACGAUUGGCUAGAGAAAUUUUGACUGACCUUAUUCGAGUCACAGUUGGCCAAGUUGGCAGUGCUAAUGAAGACAUUAAACAAGUUGUGAAUGUACUCCCUUCUGAUGCUGAGAAAAUGCCAUGGCUUCUCGAGAAAAUGCCUGGUAUGAUUGAUGAUGGAGAUGUGCUUGUAUUUGCAACUAAGAAGGCUCGAGUCGAUGAGGUUGAGAACCAGUUGAAUCAGCAUGGAUUCAAAGUUGCAGCACUUCAUGGUGACAAGGAUCAAGCAUCUCGAAUGGAGACACUGCAGAAGUUCAAGUCUGGGAUUUAUCAUGUUCUUGUUGCAACUGAUGUUGCUGCACGUGGUCUGGACAUAAAGUCAAUUAAAACAGUUGUCAACUUUGAUAUUGCAAAAGAAAUGGAUAUGCAUAUUCACCGCAUUGGAAGAACUGGCCGAGCCGGUGAUAAAGAUGGCACAGCAUAUACUCUUAUUACACAGAAAGAAUCACGAUUUGCAGGUGAAUUGGUUCAUAGUUUAAUUGCUGCUGGUCAAGAUGUGCCCAACGAGUAGUAGUAGUAGUAAAUUAAUUUUACUGGUUUGUGUUAAUGAUCAGAACUGUGUUGCCUGUUCAGUUAACCGCGUUGAUACGCGUAUGUAUUUGGGA